Molecule: messenger RNA, 3211 nt
Organism: Neoarius graeffei (lesser salmon catfish)
Lineage: Eukaryota; Metazoa; Chordata; Actinopteri; Siluriformes; Ariidae
Gene: serpinf2b
Product: serpin peptidase inhibitor, clade F (alpha-2 antiplasmin, pigment epithelium derived factor), member 2b
Exons: 8
Coding region: 1598-3022 (474 amino acids)
Biological process (GO): negative regulation of endopeptidase activity
Molecular function (GO): serine-type endopeptidase inhibitor activity
Source: RefSeq, a predicted model, not a curated record
UGCUGUCUUUUGCUAUUUCAAAGAUGCUUCCUUUAUUUAUUUAAACAAGAAAAGAAUUAAUUCACAUUAUAUGUGUAGCAUUAGCAUGCCAUUCUGAAUGCAAUUGGGGAAAUCGGUGUUAAUUUUACUCUUCACAGUUUGGGUUUGCUGUUUAGAACCACAGCAGCCCUUUGGAAACCUUGGACCAGCAGGGCAAAGUCCUUAUUCAGUGUUUGACAUUUGAUGCCUCUGGUUUUAUAAAGCUCUAUGGCUUUCUUUGUCGGGUUGGAUAAUGUAUUAUAUUUUCCUGUCUCUCAACAGCAUUAAUCCACCAGUUGCCAAUCUUUAUUGAUAAUCUAUAUACAUAACAUUUCAACUUCUCUCUAUCUCGAUCCCUUUCACUCCAUUAACCACGGUGCUUCUUGUAAAUGGCGUAGAAACCACCCACUGUUUCCAGCAAGCAGGUUACUGAGAACCCUACAUUAAAAUAGUCCAUGAUCCAUUAUGUUCAACAUAGUCACGGAUCUGUAAAUGUCUACAUGAUUCAUACCUCCUGUGCUUACUGAUUGUGGCGUCAAGAUCUCGCUCAAUAUUUACAUGUAUGUGAGUUGUUAUAUGAAGCACAGAUCAAUGAAAGUUGAAAUGUAACUGCCAGCUCAGUGCCAGACUUUAAGAGAGGACAGUUUUCCUUUUGACCAUUUGUGGUUUUCUCUCAAUUUAGAACCGGAUAGUAGUUUUCCAGGUAUGUUCAAUUUUCUUGUACUAUUGCGCAUAACAUACACUGUAAAUUAGCUUGGAUAUAUGCAGUUUAAACUAAAAUGUUGAGAAUAUUUAGCUUUUGAAGAUGUGUAUACAGCAUGAGCAGUAAUCAGAAGAAGUAAAUAAGGUUCAAAACUGGCUCAAGCAACAUUUACUGAAUGGUUCAUAGUGUGUUAUGCAGAGAGUGAGUUGAGCUAUUACUAUUAAUAUAGAUGCAUUUUUGAUGUACGUUCGGUGUUGUACAGAGACUGACAUUUGCUUUAAGUUAGACCAAAUUUAGUAUUUUGCACCACUGAAACGAAAUGUUAACUAUUUUGAUAAUUUUUAUCCCCCACUGGCCAAAAGGCCCAAAGGGAGAUUAUGUUGUGGCGAUAUCUGUCCGUCUGGUACUCACUUUCUGAAAUCAACUCCUCUCACAGUUUUUGGAGGAAUUUCACGAACUUUGACAGGAUUCUUUGUUAUAUGUUGGUAAUACACAUAUUGCAAUUUCAUUCAAUUCAGUCGCAUUGUACCAGAGUUAUGGCAUACAGUAGUUGCCAGCGGGAGAUAUUGUGCUCUCAGAGCACUCUUGUUCCUCAUAUUGUUAAAAUAAUAGAUUGUAGUCCUCAGUUAUUUAGGAAUUUGUUACUAUAAAAUACUAAGAUGGCAAUCGAUUAAAUCUUUACACACAACAUCACUUAAAUUUGUCAGAAUAACCUCUCUAAUAUAAAUACAAUUCUGGCUGUGUAUUCUGUUCCGAGUUAGUACACCAUACUGCUUCCAAUAAAUUACUGAGCCUGAAAUGAAAUUUCAUAUGCGUAUACUGCUCGUAUAAUCUGCUUCACUGUAAAACUUGUGAUUUCAGACUUGCUGUUAGGACAUGGCUUUAAGAUUAUUUGUACUCCUUUUCUUCUGUUGCUACCAACAAGGCUGGAUGGAGGAUGUCAUUUCAGAGGAUAAAAAGGUCUCUGUGAGUCCUCUCACACCCCUGAUUAACAGCAGUCACAGAACAGAUGUAGUAAGCUCCAACGUGUCCCACACAGACAAAUUAACUCCAGAUGGCUUUGAUAUCUCUACCUCCACUGCUGAAAAUGCUGAGAACUCCUCAGAGGAAGACUUGGAUGAGUUGGGUGGUCCUUUGAAUUCUAAAGAACAUCAUCAGGCCAUAGGGAGGGGGAUUAUGAAAUUUGGUCUGGAGCUAUUGGAGAACCUGAAGACAGAUCCCAAACAAUCUAAUAUUAUUAUCUCCCCCCUCAGUGUGUCUUUGGCUCUCUCUCAGUUGGCUCUGGGAGCAAGGAAUGACACACAAGAGCUCCUCCUUAAACACCUACAUGCUGAUACAGUGCCAUGCUACCACAAAGCACUGAAAAGCCUUCUCCGCCAUGUCCGCAAAAAUGCCCUGCAAAUCGCCAGCCGCGUCUACCUUGCUGAUGGAUUUAAGCCAAACCCGGAGUUUAUCGAAGAGUCUCUCAAAGUGUAUGAUUCAAAGCCUGCAACCUUGACUAAUUUGGAGAAGAUCAAUGAGUGGGUAAAGAACUCCACAAAUGGUUACGUGACAGACUUCCUGUCCAGUCUCCCUCCUAACCUUGUCAUGAUGCUCAUCAAUGCUGUGCACUACAAAGGAGAGUGGCUCCGGCGUUUUGACCCUCACUUUACUUCCAGUGAGCCUUUUUAUAUUGAUGAAAAACAAAUAGUCAAUGUUGACAUGAUGCUUGGGCCAAAAUACCCACUCAGCCUUUUCAACCAUCAUGAACUUGAUGCGCAGAUUGCUCGUUUCCCGUUCAAAGGGAAUACGAGCCUGAUUAUAAUAAUACCCAUAAUAGGAUCGGUUAACGUGUCGGCGAUUGCAGCUAAACUCAAUAUCUUGGAUCUAUAUAAUCACUUCCCACGAAAGAGAAGUAUGCAGGUUAAACUUCCCAAAUUCAAACUGGAUUUUACUCAGGAACUUGAAGAGGCCCUGACAAGCAUGGGUCUAGGGAAGCUGUUCUCAAGUCCUAAUCUGAGUGGUAUUUCAGAGGGACCCCUACUGGUCUCCAGUGUACAGCACAAGUCCAGCUUUGAGAUAAAUGAAGAGGGUGCAGAGGCUGCGGCUGCAACCAGUGUAGCAAUCAGCCGCUCAAAUCUCUCUUUCACAGUCAACCAGCCUUUUUUCUUGGCCCUUAUAGACGAUUCCACUCAAACACCACUGUUUCUGGGAGUUAUUUCAAACCCGAACCCUGGCGGAACUCCUGUAACAUUAGGUCAACCCACUUUGGAUAAAGGAGUGUUUCCUAGUACAAAGUAUUUUGGCAAGCCACCCAAGUAAGGGUGCUUAUUUAUAUCUUUAGCACUGGCCUGCAUCCAAAUGGCCAAUCAAGACCUGUAACAUAUCUAGGCUUGGUUAAAAUCUGUUUAAUGGACUUGUUACAAAUAUGGCAAUGACAUAUAUUGGAAUUUUUAAAAGUUUCUUUUUACCCUAUAUAUAAAUGACUUUUCUGCUCAGAGCCAAGCUUAC